CUUAUAAAAAAAAUCUACUCCGUGCUAGCUUUUUGUUUGUAACUGACAUCAAGGCAGAGUAGUUGAUUUUAUUUUUUAAAUAUCAAGGUGACCAUGCUGUUCUGUGUGUCAGAAUCAAGAACGUAGCAGUAGCUGUGACAAAAGCAGCUAGACUUCACCUAUUUCAAGCACAAGAAUGGCAGAAGCUGCAGAACAGUAUCCAAGAUCACAGCUGUACAGAGAAGUUCUCUAAAGCUCAGCUGACAAUGACUGUGAACCACACAGAGCAAAAUCUGACAGUGUCCCAGAUUCCUUAUCCGGAAACAUGGUAUGUGUUUUAUGUAGACAAGUUUACCUGCGAGGAGAAUUAUUCUGAAUCCGAGGAUAUUCAGUUUGAAAUGAUCUUACUAAACCCAGAUGCAGAAGGGAAUCCAUUAGAUCACUUUAGCGCAGGGGAAUCUGGAUUACAUGAAUUCUUUUUCCUGCUUGUCCUAGCAUACUUUGUAACUGCUUGCAUAUAUGCACAAUCCCUAUGGCAAACAAUUAAGAAGCGUGGACCUAUGCAUACUGUAUUAAAGGUGUUGACAAUUGCAUUACUGUUGCAGGCUGGUUCAGCUUUUGCCAACUACCUGCAUUUCUCAAGUUAUUCUAAAGAUGGAAUAGGAGCACCUUUUAUGGGAAGUCUGGCAGAAUUGUGUGACAUAGUCUCACAGAUACAAAUGCUAUAUUUAUUGUUGAGUCUGUGUAUGGGUUGGACAAUAGGCAGAAUGAAGAAAUCUCAUGGCAGACCUCUUCAGUGGGAUUCCACUCCAACAUCUACUGGCAUUGCUGUAGUAGUUGUUGUUACACAGAGCUUUUUAUUAAUUUGGGAACAGUUUGAAGAUACAAAUCACCACAGCUACCAUUCACACCAUGGCUUAGCAAGCGGACUGCUUAUUGGCCUCAGAGUUUGCCUCGCUUUGUCACUGGCUGCUGGUCUUUACCAGAUCAUCACAGUGGAGAGGAGCACGCUGAAAAGGGAGUUCUAUAUCACCUUUGCCAAAGCCUGCAUUCUCUGGUUUUUGUGCCACCCAUGUCUUGCAACCAUUGCUGUAAUAUUCAGAGAAUAUCAAAGAGAAAAGAUUAUUACCAUAGGUGUUAUCCUCUGUCAGUGCAUCUCCAUGGUUAUCCUCUACAGACUUUUUCUAUCUCAUAGUCUAUAUUGGGAAGUAUCUUCACUGUCAUCAGUGACAUUGCCACUAACAGUAUCCUCUGGACAUAAAAGUCGACAUCACUUCUGAGAUAUUUAGGAAGAAUAUGUUAUGUAAUAAAUGUGCAAUAAUGACUUAAAUAUACAGGUAUUUUUGUCAUAGAUAUGUGAUACAUUGGUUUCACUGGAAAACUGAGUGAUAAUAUAAGAGCACUUCACAGAACUUUGGUCUGACAAGGUCCCUAGAUUAGUCUGUUAGAAGUAUUGUGGAGUGAAAAAAUCCAUCUUUUGAAUAAUUUUAUAAAUACUGUUUAUGUCUAGUAUGUGGUGCUGAGCUGUAUCACAGAAAAGUACAAUGAAUCUUUUCUCUCCCAUUCACAGACACAAAAAAAAGUCCUUACUUUAUAUCAAUAAAUACUAGGUUUGAAGGUGUUAUAAAAUGCAGUUCUUAAAACAUCUACAAGCUCAAACAAGCCUGAAAUAGGCCAGUUCGUGAAAUUGGUGUGAUGCGUAACGAUGAGUACAAGUUCUUUUAUUUUCAUGCUUUAGAGAAAAUGCAUUUUGUCUAUAAGCAUAAAAGAAGGGGAAACAAAAGAGGGAGAGUCCUCUAGAAAAUACAUGUAAAAUGUUCACAACUGACUGCAAGAAACUUUCCUUUAUUAUUGGUGUAAAA
This is a messenger RNA of Haliaeetus leucocephalus (bald eagle), 1841 nucleotides long. It is a transcript of the gene GPR180, whose product is annotated as G protein-coupled receptor 180. Gene Ontology annotation, biological process: response to pheromone; G protein-coupled receptor signaling pathway. Lineage: Eukaryota; Metazoa; Chordata; Aves; Accipitriformes; Accipitridae. The coding region runs from base 246 to 1259 and encodes 337 amino acids. The transcript has 8 exons. The record is from RefSeq and is a predicted model, not a curated record.